Molecule: messenger RNA, 1164 nt
Organism: Arachis ipaensis
Lineage: Eukaryota; Viridiplantae; Streptophyta; Magnoliopsida; Fabales; Fabaceae
Source: RefSeq, a predicted model, not a curated record
AAAAAAGGAAAUGUCACGCUGGAAGAGGAAACUGGUCCACGCUCACGUCGCUUCUAGAAUAAUCUGGUCCUCACUGAUUCUUCCUCUUCCAACCUAAGUCACGUGCCUAAAAAAUUCCGAACCCUAAUCCUAUUACAGUAUUACCUAAUCCCUAAUUCCCCAGUCCCUUCGAAUUUCUUCUUCAGCUUAUGCAAGUUCAUUGCCGCAACCAGCAAUCGCACCCCUGAAUCUCCGAAUGCUGUUUCGCCCUUCAACUGGACUUGGCAUUAUAUCUAGAUACAGUUAUGUCCGGCAAUACUAAUUGCACUGUUUACAUAGGUAAUCUGGAUGAGAGGGUCACAGACAGAGUCUUGUAUGAUAUUUUAAUUCAAGCCGGACGAGUGGUAGAUUUACAUAUUCCUAAAGAUAAGGAAUCAGAAAAACCGAAAGGCUUUGCCUUUGCAGAAUAUGAAACUGAGGAGAUUGCGGAUUAUGCUGUCAAGCUUUUCUCAGGCCUUGUAACACUCUACAACAGAACACUGAAGUUUGCGUCUACUAAAAAACAGAUAUCUGGGAGAGACAAAACCCCUAACGGUUCUGCUGGAGUUACACCAACAUCAAAUUCUUCUCAAAGAUCAAGGCCUUAUCCAGUGCCGUUUAAUAACUCAGAAUCUGAUAAGCUAUCAGCACAUGACCGUUUUUCAGAUUAUGCAGCUCCUCGUCGCCGAGUAACUGACCUACCCAGUGGCCAUGGAUCUUACCACAGUGGCCAUGAUUUUGAGUCCAGCCGUAGAGCUUUUGGGGCAACAUUGGAUAGCAUAAGUGGUUCUAGGUCUCGCCGCUAGGAUAGAAGCUAAUCCCUUUAACCCAUCUUAGUAGCUUGCUAAUAUCUUAAAAGAUCAGUGAGAGAUUAAGGUUUCCUUAAACAAGUAGUCUUAUAUCUUAGUGGAAUGUAAAUGGGAUUGUUCAAUUAUAUAUUGGAAUGCAGAUGCUUUAAGCACUGCCAUUGUUGUAGCUGUUGUACCUAUGUACUUUAUCCAGGUGGAAUUAGUGCUUAUGAAAUUGGAUGAUUUUAAUACCAUACCUCUUUUGGAAAAAUAGUUCUGAAGAUUACUGGUUUCCUGUGAAUGAAUGAAUGACCUGGGCAUUUGCUUGAUUAGGGAAACUAUCCAGUGUUUCCUUUAA